Molecule: messenger RNA, 2878 nt
Organism: Equus quagga
Lineage: Eukaryota; Metazoa; Chordata; Mammalia; Perissodactyla; Equidae
Gene: GPR173
Product: G protein-coupled receptor 173
Exons: 1
Coding region: 155-1276 (373 amino acids)
Biological process (GO): G protein-coupled receptor signaling pathway
Cellular component (GO): plasma membrane
Molecular function (GO): G protein-coupled receptor activity
Source: RefSeq, a predicted model, not a curated record
UGCCCCCAUCUCUCUGUCUCUCUGUGUCUGUGUCUCCCCCAUUAUCCCCAAUAGCAGGUGCGGCCCAGCAGGACAACUGAUGGAGUCCCCCAGGGCCCAUCAAGUACCAGACUGGCUGACCCCGUAGGGUUGGGCACAGCCCCUGCCCCUCAGUAUGGCCAACACCACUGGAGAGCCCGAGGAGGUGAGCGGCGCACUGUCCCCCCCAUCAGCAUCAGCUUACGUGAAGCUGGUGUUGCUGGGAUUGAUCAUGUGUGUGAGCCUGGCAGGCAACGCCAUCUUGUCCCUGCUGGUGCUCAAGGAGCGUGCCUUACACAAGGCUCCUUACUACUUUCUGCUGGACCUGUGCCUGGCCGAUGGCAUACGAUCUGCCGUCUGCUUCCCCUUUGUGCUGGCUUCUGUGCGCCACGGCUCCUCAUGGACCUUCAGUGCGCUCAGCUGCAAGAUUGUGGCCUUUAUGGCCGUGCUCUUUUGCUUCCAUGCGGCCUUCAUGCUGUUCUGCAUCAGCGUCACCCGCUAUAUGGCUAUCGCCCACCACCGCUUCUACGCCAAGCGCAUGACACUUUGGACAUGUGCAGCUGUCAUCUGCAUGGCCUGGACCUUGUCUGUGGCCAUGGCCUUCCCACCCGUCUUUGAUGUGGGCACCUACAAGUUUAUCCGUGAGGAGGACCAGUGCAUCUUUGAGCAUCGCUACUUCAAGGCCAAUGACACGCUGGGCUUCAUGCUUAUGUUGGCUGUGCUCAUGGCAGCCACACAUGCUGUCUAUGGCAAGCUGCUCCUCUUCGAGUACCGUCACCGCAAGAUGAAGCCAGUGCAGAUGGUGCCAGCCAUCAGCCAGAACUGGACAUUCCAUGGCCCUGGGGCCACCGGCCAGGCUGCUGCCAACUGGAUUGCCGGCUUUGGCCGCGGGCCCAUGCCACCAACCCUGUUGGGUAUCCGGCAGAAUGGGCACGCAGCCAGCCGGCGGCUGCUGGGCAUGGACGAGGUCAAGGGUGAAAAGCAGCUGGGCCGCAUGUUCUACGCAAUCACACUGCUCUUCCUGCUCCUCUGGUCACCCUACAUCGUGGCCUGCUACUGGCGAGUGUUUGUGAAAGCCUGCACCGUGCCCCACCGUUACCUGGCCACCGCUGUUUGGAUGAGCUUCGCCCAGGCUGCUGUCAACCCGAUCGUCUGCUUCCUGCUCAACAAGGACCUCAAGAAGUGCCUGAGGACUCACGCCCCCUGCUGGAGCACAGGAGGUGCCCCAGCUCCCAGAGAACCCUACUGUGUCAUGUGAAGCAGCCUGGAGGCAGGCAGGCAGGCAAAAGGUCACCAUGAUGGGGCCAACUGAAAGGGAGAGAUGGGGCCCCAUACAAGAGUGUUUCUUUCUGAGCUCCAGCCCCAGCCCCUUGAACCACCUGGAAUCUAGGCACCUUUGCCAACACCUCCCCAGGGUUGGGAACCAGGUGGGGGACUGGGAAAGAGGUAUUUCUAGUUCUGUGGUGCCUGUCUCAGCCACCUCCUUCUCCACUUCUACAAUCUCUCUCUUUCCCUCCUCUUCCCCCUCCCCCAGAAGUGACAAUUCAAAAAAAGAAAACAAAAGAAAAUGCGGGUUUUUCUACUAAUAGCUGAGGAGACAGGCUUUCUUGCUUUAAUGUCUCUCCUUCUGACAAUGUCCAGAAAGGGGAAAUUUGUCCUGUAAAAUAGACUUCCAGAGCUCUUAUUGCCCCUCUGCUCCCAUGCACCCUCCCCUUCCAAGUCCUUUAGCAAGGCCUGGAUGUUUAGGGAGAAACUGAUCUGCUGGCAAGAGUGACCAAAGUGGGUGCUGGGUCCCCAGGGAGCAGGGAUGCUGAAUUGCUAUGUUGUGUACAAUGUUGUUUUAAGCUAACCCUGGCCCCAAGCCUGGUCUCUUCUCCCUCCCCACCAUGUCCAGAACUCCCAAGUGUUUCUUGAGCAUCUGUUUGAGAAGCCAGGAGGGGAGGGAGAAGGGCCCCUGGGGUGGGCCCAGGCUAGGUGAAGAGCAGGAUGUGAGCUGCGUGCCUCGAGCUGAAGAGACCCGAGCUUAACUGCAUUCUCUCAAGCUGUCUCCUGGAUCCCUGGCCCCCAACUCUUCCUGAGGAUGGAAAUCCACUCCAGCCCCACUAAGGUUGAUGUGGGUGCCAUACAGGCAGGAGCAGCCUCCCAGGGAAGUGUAGGGAGAGAACCGAACUCUCAAGAGUAGCUGGAUCCCAGAGCCUGGGGUCAGAGUGAAAUUCAAUUCCAGAAUUGUCUCCUGGGUUCACGCUACUCUCCUGCAAAUGAAAAUUCUUUGGGGGCCUUGGUAAUAGUGGUAUAAGCUCCUAGGAAUUGUGGACUUGAGUCCAUUCCUAUCUGACCUCUUUUUGUCCCCCUCAAGCCUCGGGGCCUCAAGUCCCUCCGUGGUAGCCCUUGGCCUUCUGGGCCCUUGGCCCCCAAAUUCCUUCCCCCAGACAGCUCUUCUCCCCCUUCCUCCCUUCACCCUUACCUUCACCCGAAUGAGAGCAGACUGAAGCCAGAUUCUCCAGGUGGGGGAUCCCAAGCCUCCCUCCUGGGGUAGAGUCCACUCUGGGCUCACGUCAAGGCCAGUUCUUGUGGACUGGUGAUCCAAGUUGGCACUCUUUUGCCUGGUCUUGCCUGGGUUCUCUGUCCCCCUCUCAUUUCCUCGGGGAGGGGGAGAUCUGUAUCUAUCCACACCCUGUUCCCUUCUCUUAGAAGCCCUUGUCCUAAGCUCCCUCCCUACCCCCAAACAGUCUCAGAACUGGGGAAGCCUUGACCCAAGAGGAAUGGGGAGGGCACUCUAGGCAGAAGAGACAUUAAUGAGCCUGGCUGUGGAGUGGCCCUGGAAAGGCAAGCCAGAGUGGCUGAGAGGCUGGGGGUGGGG